UCAAUCCAAAAAUGUGUUUUUGUACAAUAUUUCAGGUUAAAAUGGCUCGUUACAUUUUGAGAAGUCACGUAUGUGUUAAUCUGCAUCACACACGUCAUUUCCGUAAUCUCGAAUACAAGCGUUAGAACGUUUACUUUACUCUGUGGCACCCAUGAGCAAGAUAGUAUGACCCCAAUUCAACAUGGCGGCCAGGUGAGUCCUUUUCGGUGGAUACAAAGCACGAUUAGUGAAAUAAAUGUCCAUACAGAGGACUUUUAAGUCUCUGAUAUUAACACGUGCAUUCUUUAUUUAAGUGCAUUGUGGCCACCAUAUGAUAUGUAUUUAUAUGGGACUCCCCGGAAGAGAUUUAGUCGCUGAAAAGCCCACAAGCUGGCACAGAGUAGGUUAUGGUCAAAGUAUGUUAAACACGGAGGAGCUGCCAUCCAUGGCGGAGGGCUGGAGAGAGGUGUUUGAAAGGGGACGUUCGAUUCCUCCACCAGGCCAGAUAAUUCGCCAAGCUGUGGACAACUUCAUCACGCAGUCCCGGGGCCAUCAGCUCACCUUGGGCAGGUUGACGGCGCCUCAUCUACCCAAGGAAACAGCAGAGGUUGGACCAAAUGUGACGUACCAGCUGCGAGUGACGUUCUUUGACAGAAACCGUCAGCAAUUCUUUGGGAGAACAUGGAAGAGCGCCCCACAGAAAAUGAAAAACAACAAGAUAUCCUUCAAAGAGAUCCUGUACUUCCAUACGUCUCUGCGGUUGCCCAGCACGGUGUUGGUUUUGGAGCUGGUGGCAUUGUCAACGAGGUCAGACGGUUCGCAACAGGCCAUGGGGCAAGGCUUCACAGUUCUAGAUCUUUUCUCCAAGACGGAACCUCAAGGGGACAGAAGACUGAAUCUACUCCAUGGAUCACCAAGAAUUCUUCUUCACCCAUUGCUGAAGGACACCGCUGACUGCAGCAAUCUUCUGAAAACUAUUAUUGGGUCACACGUGGAGUGUGCGUUAAAAGACCAUCCUGCCUUCGCUCCCAUGAUGCAUCUCCUUCCAGAGAACGUCCUCGUGCACAAAGAUGAGAACAUUCCCGGCCUCGCAGCUUCCCCGACAGGCGAUGCUCUGUUGAAACCCGUGCUUCUCAAGAUGCUCACCUACACUCUGCACAGACUGACAGUCUGCCUCCAGCCGUCCCUCAAGGCCUUUGAGAGUCAGCUGCUGGAGCUGAUCAACGCCGACUGCCAAAACACGAAACAGCCAAGCCAGGAUAGCUCCAUGCAUGCGAUUGUCAUCCAGGAAAGAAGGCUCCACGUUGGGGUCCACAAUGGCUGGUGUUUCAUUGAUACGCCUCAAGUCGUGGUGCUGGAGCCUCUCUCCGCAGUGGUCAAAGGGCAAGCUGAGAGCACCUCCAAAAAGAGUACUCAGACCAAGGACAGCUCGACAGCACCAUCCGUCCCUCAGACUCUGGGCCUUCGCAGCAACCUCGAACUCAUGCUGAUCAAUCAUCACGCUAUAGCUGUUAUCUUCCAGCUGGAGUACGUCUUCUCUGCUCCUAUUGGUCGAGAGACAAUGUUGUCGACUACGUCAACAUCCCGGGCAGCUUUCCUGCAGAGCCUCCGUUGGGCAAUGUUGUGUCCGUUCCAGGAGGCGACGGACUGGAAGGGGGAAGAGACACAGCUGGUCCUGCAAGGCGGUGCAAACCCAAACCCUCUUGGAGUCAUGGUCUACAGCACAGCCCAGAUUGAGAGCCCCGCACCACCUUCAGGCACACCUCAGGGAACUAAGGAUGAAACAACGCACUUGUCCAAGAAAGCAAAGACUCAGGAUUUAAUCAAAUUCCGGCUGUCAUCCACUGAGGAUAAGGUGUCAUCAAGCCCAAAAACGCCUCUGAGAAGAAAGCCGGAAGAUGUGCCAGGUCAGAGAAGAUCCUCCUCCUCGCCUCCCCAAAGUCCAAAUUACAAUCAAGGAACUCUUCCAGAAUCGUCACGUGGCCCCAAGCUCUCGCUGUCGCAACUGGCGACUACUUCACGCUACCCAACCAGCAGCCACUCCAGCUCGGGGUUGCCAUGGCAACAGUCGUUUCCUUCUCUUCUCCAUCCUUCCAUGUCGGCGACUGCCGACCAGCCAUCACAUGUUGCCUGCUCAGCUGUCAGCGAUAUUGCCCACUUUGAGAUGGAGCCUGUAAAGGAUGGGUCACCUUACCACGAAGAACUUCAGGAGCUCCCAUUCACCCCCAUUCAUGCUCCUGUCAUCACGAUGGACAUGACUGCACUAAGUUCGUCCUCAGUCAGUUCCAGGAGUUCACUGGCCCACCUCUACUCUGCUGGAUUCCCUGACAUUGUGGACUUGAGAGGUCAGGUGGCAGAGGUCUUGGACCCUACAGAGCCGGUGCCUUUCGAUCCACACCGUGAAGAAAUGGAUCCCUUGCAGGAGAAUCUUCUUGUGUUCCAGUUUCUAGCCUUUACAAGAAUACCAGUCGCAGGGGCUGCCCUGGAGUGGCCGAGCAACAUCUACUUCACCUUCCAGUUUUACCGUUUCCCACCAGUCACAUCGCAGCAGCUCCGACUACUAAACAGCGGCAAAGUACAGCAGAAAGCCGGCAUCCCGUUUCCUUGUAUUCUAACCUCCAUCGACAAUGACGGUAGCGUGAACUCUGAGUCCCCUGGCCUGCAGGUACAGUUCAGAGUAGAUGACAGCUUUCUCAAGCCAGGAGAGAAACGUUGUUUCCUUCAAUACCUGGCCCUUCACACCAUGCAUAUCGACAUCUGGGACAGUGACUCAUUGCUGCUUGUAGGUUCAACUGCUGUCGAGCUCAAGUACAUGUUGCGGCACGGUAAAAUGGCAGUACAAGCCCUCCAUGAGGUGGAGGUUCUGACAAGCGAUUACUUGGGUGAGCACACCCUACGGAGUGGCGACGCCUCCAACAACCCUGUGGCGGCCACCAUUGUCAGGGGUCGUUUGCACAUUCGUACUGGAAACAUUGGGCACCAAGUAGAUCCAAGCAGGAGAAGGGCAGCAGAGCGCGCCCAGUGUCAUUCUCACAUCAUCAUUCCUCGUGAAGUCACUGAUGGAUUCACCGGGGGGAGCCUAUCUCCCAGGAAUAUUCUCCAAGUCAAUGCAAGGAACGCCGGCCAGGCCCAGAGACUGCAGGUACACACGGAUCCACUGAACAGAAGCAAGGUCAACACUGAUGUCAUCUUUUCUGUGGAGAAGUCCGACGCCGGCUGCCGCAAGUUACAGUGCAUGGCUGCCGUCUACCAGAAGGAAGGCAAAAAAGAAGCUUCUAAAAUGACAAAUUUUAUGGAUCGGACUAAGAGCGUUACUUUGACCAGACAACCUUUCGUGACGGCGUCAUAUGAGGACAUCAACAAGGCGGAGGGUAUCAGCAACAUGCUCUGCCACGCUAUCACCACCUCGUAUCAACUCUAUGCCAGCCUGGGCUCUGCAGAGUACAUGGAAUUUGUACUUAAAAACCCUUUCAACUCACCUCAGACUGUCACCAUCCACAGUGACGAUCCUGAGCUCAGUGUCAUCACCAACACAGAAGAGUGGCAGUACUUUAAACAGCUCACAAAAACGCCGACCACGUUGGAGAAGGACAUGUUCCACACAGAGGAAGGUGCCCCAGGUCCAAAGGUUUAUCUGAGUCCUAAAGAGAGCGUCCACAUUCCGAUGAAAUACCAGAGCUUCCUGUGUGACAACAACAUGGCUCCUCAGGGGCCGAGCUUCCUUCCUCCAAGGAAGAGUUCGACUCAGGCCAAGAAGAUUCUGUCCAAUAUUGUUGCUGCCAAAACCAUCAAGGUUUCUUUCAAAGCAGAAAAUGGCGAUCCAAUAGCCAUCUGCCAGGUGAUUGUGGAGCCAACACCACACGUUGUCAACCAGACGUUCCGACUUUACCACCCGGAGCUCAGUUUCCUCAAGAAGGCCAUCCGUUUGCCGCCAUGGCAUGCUCUGUCUGGCAAUACAGCAGUUGGAAGCACGGAUGCCAAGACUCAACUUUCUGUAUGCUGUAGUGACCCCAACAUCAUCUGCCAGACUAUGAUGCCGAUGCCAGGAGAGCCUCAGGAUGUCUACUUAAAAGUACCCGGCAGUCCCAGUCCCAACAUCAAAAUGUUUUAUGUGAUGGUUUUCAUUGAUGAGUGGAUGGCGGCGCCCUCGCAGAUCUGGCAGGUUUAUGUACAUUUCAUGGAACGGGUGGAUGUCAGUUGUGUCACUGGCCAACGGAGCUGUCAAUCACUGGUGCUGAGGGGGAGGCAGGCCGCUCGCAAGGUCAAGUGUUUCUCGUCACACCCCGAGGAGAUUGAGGUCAGCCCUGGAGGUGUUUUCAUGCUGCCCCCAGCAGCAGUGCAGGAGCUCCAAUUGAAGGUGCAGCCCUGGCGGCCAGGCAGCCGCUUCCUGUUUGUGAACGCAGUGGACGUGGAGCAGAGGCAGCUGGUGACUGCCUGGCUGCUCUGCCUUAAUAUCCACCGACCUGUCUUAUCUAAGGCAUUUGAGGUGUGUGUCCCAGUUCGAGGUGGACGAGGAAGCUCCAAGAAAAUUACAUACACCAACCCUUACACGGGCGCCCGCACCUUCCUGCUCCGCUCCGGCCAUCCUGAUCUGCUCCAGUUCAAAGAGGACAGAUUCCAGAUUGGCGGGGGGGAGAGUUACACCAUAGGGCUGCGCUUUGCCCCCAGCCAGAGUCCAGGCUCAGUGGAGAUCCUGGUCUACGUCAACAACAUGGAGGAGAAGACGGAAGAGACCUUCUGUGUAAAUGUCAACUACUCAUGACUACUUUAAACUUGAAUCUGUACUAUAUUUUUGCUACGUACAUCGUAAUAAACACUACGUUUUUUUUUUUUAAAAUGGUGGUACAUUUAAGGGCUGAUUUAUUUUAUGGCAUUCCAACGAGCCGCCUUCAAAUAAAUCAAAUCCUGCAAAGCCAAACUCUGCAAAGUCGCGGGUACACAAAGCUAAGUUUUAAUCUUCUGCUGAGGUGUCCAGCAAGUGUUCACGACACUUCCUCCCCAACCAUCGAGAAGUGCACUGACGGUGAAAGCAAUAACUUUUUAUCGACUUUAAUUACCCGGCAAAACCACUUCAAUGCCACUUUAUGGUGGGGUUUUAAUCUAACACCAGCCGGGGGUCCGUGAUCCUCUCACCUCCCAAACAACUUAUCCUCAUCAAACCAUUAUUAGAAGCGGCAUGAUAAUGGGGUACAAUCGUGUUGUUUUUUUUUUUUUUUUUUCCUUUUUAGGCGAGGAGAACAACUCAGCCACACACUGUAAGCAUUGUGUUAUGUAACAGGCUGUGUUAUGUAACACAAUCCCCUCCACCCCCUACCAUAUCUCUCUCAUUAGGAUUCAGGCUGCAAAAUAAAGCUUGAGCACAUCAGCAGAGGAGGCCAAUAAAAUGAAGAUAACAGCUCAGUCGGGUAUAUUUCAUCUGUCUUUCCUCUAAUAUGAGGAUGCUCAUUUUUCUCUCAGGUGUAUGUUUGCAUGCUGCUGCUGCACAAUAUCCAAGCUUUAUGCACUCCACUUUUUCCAGUGGGUGUCCAUACACUCAAACGUCACAUGUAUGCACUUAACAAUAAGCUUUUAUACUGACAGAUGUUUCUAAUUGUACCUCUCUGAUUGUAACAGUUGUCAUAAUUACCAUAAUUGCUUAUUUUGUACUACAUAACUGGUAGUUACCUUUUUUUUUUAAUAUAAAAUGUAUUGAUAUCUCACCCCUGCACAUGGUGCCCAAGGCGGAUGGGUUGUGGCGGCCUUGUGGCGAUUUCCGCCACCUUAAUGAUAUCAACCGCCCCCCU
Molecule: messenger RNA, 5762 nt
Organism: Doryrhamphus excisus (bluestripe pipefish)
Lineage: Eukaryota; Metazoa; Chordata; Actinopteri; Syngnathiformes; Syngnathidae
Gene: nphp4
Product: nephronophthisis 4
Biological process (GO): protein localization to ciliary transition zone; negative regulation of canonical Wnt signaling pathway
Cellular component (GO): ciliary basal body; ciliary transition zone; cytoskeleton
Source: RefSeq, a predicted model, not a curated record